GUGACGUCCUUCUAGUGUUGUUGCCUGCGGCCGCACGUGGUCAACUAAGUCCACCUACUCAGAGCUGCGGUCCGCGUCCACAGCACCAUCCGGUUGUCUUCCUGCGCCUCCUGCUCGCUAUGUCCACAUCCACGAGCUGCCCGAUUCCCGGGGGCCGGGACCUGCUGCCGGACUGCUACAGCACCACGCCAGGGGGCACGCCAUACUCUACUACCCCGGGAGGCACCAGGAUCAUCUACGACCGAAAGUUCCUGCUGGAGUUCAAGAACUCACCCAUUGCCCGGACACCCCCCUGCUGUCUCCCUCAGAUUCCCGGGGUCACAACUCCUCCAACAGCCCCACCCCACAAGCUGGAGUUGCUGAAGGAGCAGAAGGAGACAGAGGAAGAGAUACCUGAUGAUGCACAAUUUGAAAUGGACAUGUAACCCAGUGCAGAAGACCCCAUGUGGAGUUAAGAGGGAUUCCCUGUGUGGCUGCUGCCCACCACCUCUUCUUGGGGUAUCCUACCAAAGGCUGACUGGCAUCAAUUCAGAAACAAGGGACUUGUUGGUUCUGGGCUUCCUUUAGUUCUGAGGCAGCUAGACCAGGGACAGGAGUAGGCAACUUGCCAAGUCCUUACCUCUACUCUCUCUUUGGUUCCUAGCAACUCUUCUAAGCCCUCUCUGCUCAAGGAUAGCACUGGGGGAUGCAGUAUGUCAACUUUUGGCUGUUUAGUAAACAUUUGGAAAUGA
Dipodomys ordii (Ord's kangaroo rat) is the source of this 731-nucleotide messenger RNA. RefSeq names its product eukaryotic translation initiation factor 4E binding protein 3 (gene Eif4ebp3). Gene Ontology annotation, molecular function: eukaryotic initiation factor 4E binding. Gene Ontology annotation, biological process: negative regulation of translational initiation. Lineage: Eukaryota; Metazoa; Chordata; Mammalia; Rodentia; Heteromyidae. Gene Ontology annotation, cellular component: cytoplasm. The record is from RefSeq and is a predicted model, not a curated record. The coding region runs from base 120 to 425 and encodes 101 amino acids. The transcript has 3 exons.